Messenger RNA from Lineus longissimus, 393 nucleotides. RefSeq names its product U3-aranetoxin-Ce1a-like. The transcript has 3 exons. The coding region runs from base 13 to 384 and encodes 123 amino acids. Lineage: Eukaryota; Metazoa; Nemertea; Pilidiophora; Heteronemertea; Lineidae. The record is from RefSeq and is a predicted model, not a curated record.
ACGAACAUCAUCAUGAAGGUUGCUAUCAUUGCAUUGAUCUGCUGCGCUUAUUCGACUCAGGCCUUCUUUUACAACCGCUGCAAGUCAGACAACGAUUGUAAAGCGUAUCAAUGUUGCGUGCAUGUGAAAGGAUGGGGAGGCGAUGGCAUUAGCUACUGUGAUAACCACCGUGGAAUGUACGAGGCCUGCAAUCUGAGCGGUGACACGAACAUGUCUCGGUGCCCAUGCAAAAAGGGUUUGUCAUGUUCCCGCCCCGACUGGAUGGAUGGUAUCGUGCCAGACAAGCGUGGUCACUGCCUGAUUGCCCCCACCGACAUGUCGGUAGGAUCUGGCGAUGCUGACAUGGAUGAAAUGAGAAUGGUUUUGGAAAAGUACACUUACUAACUAUUGUAU